UCGGGAAAGACGAGAUGGCCCCCCAAAGUGGAAUGACUUCCCUGGACUUCUACUUCUGCCUCUUUGGAGGCGCCGUUGCCCUUUGGAUGCUCCUGAGAGCCUCCUGGUUCGUUUGGUUCAAGGUCCGGGUCCACAUUCUCUCCGAGUAUUGGAAAGCGGUGGACUUCUCCCAUUACGGCACCUGGGCAGUGGUCACUGGCGCUACGUCCGGCAUUGGAAAAUGUUAUGCCCAUGAGCUUGCCAAGAAAGGUCUCGAUGUCGUCCUGGUCAGCCGCUCCAUGGAAAAGCUGAAGCAAGUGGCUGAUGAAAUUGAGCAACUCUACGGCCGGAGCACCAAAGUGAUCCAGGCAAAUUUCACCGGAGGCUCCGAAAUCUACGAAUCCAUCCAAGAAGCUCUGCAAGGCUUGGAGAUUGGCGUUUUGGUGAACAACGUUGGCAUGACCCAUACGAGGCCGUCAGAGUUCCUGCAGACCCCUGACCUCAAGAAGUACAUUGGCAACUUGGUGAACUGCAACAUCCUUUCGACCGUGAAGAUGACAGAAGCCAUCCUUCCUCAAAUGGUUGCCAGGAAGAAGGGGAUCAUCAUCAACAUCUGCUCUGGAUCCGCCUGGAAACCCACUCCCUUAGCCGCAGUGUACAGCGCCAGCAAGGCCUUCAUGGAUGUAUUCACGCAGGUGUUAAACGUGGAAUACAGGUCUAAAGGCAUCAUUGUACAGAGCAUCCUUCCACUCGUUGUCGACACCUAUAUGGCCAGGCACAUAACAUUCUGGACUCCAAAGAUAUCUCCCGAGGUCUUUGCCCACAAAGCCUUGAACACCGUGGGUUUCACCAGCAGAACCGCUGGGUCUCUCUUCCACAGCCUGCAGCGCAACAUAGAAAGUAUUAUUUUCCCACCAUCCUUGCUGCACACGUCCUAUGGAAUGUGGAUACAUCGGAACAUGUCGAAGGCCCUUUUUAAAUAACGUCAUUACCAUUUCCUGAUGAUUCCUGUGGAAAGGAGCUGGACCAGGACCAGGACCGUACGGAGCAAUCAGGUUGCCAUGUUUGAAGCCAAAUCAUAUGUUGUCGA
Messenger RNA from Anolis sagrei ordinatus, 1069 nucleotides. The record is from RefSeq and is a predicted model, not a curated record. NCBI's taxonomy places the organism in Eukaryota, Metazoa, Chordata, Lepidosauria, Squamata, Anolidae.